UGUGUUUAGCACCAAAAGCUAUAUAGAAUGUGUCAUGGCCAAUCCUCACAGAUUUAAUGGAGCAUAUAUAUUUUAAAAUAAAUUUUGAUUAAAAAAUUGCUAUAGUUUGAAUGCCAUGUGACAUGUAUAUUAAGUCUUUAAUUUGAGAAUCAAGAGAAAUGUUUCAUCAGAUUUUGCCUGAAACCGACCAAAUGUGUACACGAAAUAUGCAUUAAAACGAGUAAUGACUUUUUAGGAAAUAAUGUGUGAAUGAUUUAGAGAACAAGAUUCCUAUGACUAGUAAGCCAACUACGAGAAGAAGAAAAAGGCAAUAGAUUCUUCGAAAUACAGUAAUGGAGAACAACACACAAACAAAUGCAAUACAGAAGGAAAUAGAUCCCAUUUUGGUUAGACAUGGUACUAAUUAACUGUGUUUUUUGUCCAAAAUAUGGUACAAAGAUGAUUAAUAAAACCAAGUGCACUCCUAGAUAAUCUUUUGAAUAAAUUAUAGAUCCAUAACGUUUUUAGCAUUUAAUCUUUUCUAAGCAUGUGAUAUGUUUUAUCAAAACCUUUUUGAUUAUUCGAAAAAAAAAACAAAUGAGGUGGUGGUGGUUGCGACAGGAUGUCUUUGCGUUUCUUCUGUUUUCUUUUGCUUUAGACUGGAUUUAUUUUAUCGGAAGUAGCAGAUUCUGUUGGGAUUGAUUUUUACAGAUCUACGGCAGACGAAGGUCUUGGUCGAUGUGGCACUCCAGUGGUAGAGUUCCGGCAACUUUCUCAGCUUCCGGAAAAUCUUAUUUUACACUACACUGUGUAACUGUGUUGUUCCGAUUUGGAUCAACGUGUUCUUUGAUUUGACCUUUUUUUUUUUUUUUUGUUGUCUUAUUAUUUUCUAGCUGCAUGUAACGUUUUUUUAGAACAAAAAAUUUAAGUACGACGACUUUAAGAAAAAACCCAACGAGGUAUACUGAAACAACAUGUAGAAACACGACUUUCGAAACUUACCAAUCCUUGUGUGUGAACUAGUGUCACAUAUUCAACAGUGUUGAUAAUUAAUUGAAAAGUAUGAAACAAAAUAAUAUGUUUUCUAUGAUAGUAAAUACAGUACUGGUGACAAAAUGACAAUAUAUUAGAAUUAGACCAUUAUUAUUGGUGAAAACUGUAAUAAAUUUCUGAAAAUAUAUUUUAAAAGCUACAAAUAUUAACUAAUAAAAAACUAGAACUAUUUCGUUCUCACCAUUGGAAAAACAACUUCGUUCUCACCUUUUGACAUUCUUUAAAUUACUUUUUAAUAACUUUAUUUUAAUAAGACUUAUGGAAAUACUUUCUAAUGUGCAUGCCUUUAGGAGUCUGAUAUUGAUUUCAACAAAUAUAAGAAAAUUUUGAGCAAGAAAAACAGAUGCUCUUACUUCAACAAGUACUACAUCAGUUAAAUAAAAAUUAAUAAUUUUUAUUAUUUUAUAUUGGUUACUAGUAUUCAACAAAGAAUAUAAUAUUUUGCUUUUUUUCUUCAUAAAAUGUGAAGUAGAAAUAUAUACCCUGGACUUUUCUUUAUCUUUCACUAUUUACCCUAUAGAAUCUCUUCAAUGUCUCCACUUUAAAUUAUUUUAAUACUCACCAAUCACACCUUAGCUGUUUUAAUGAUUUGUCUAAAUGAUAAAUAAAGUUUUUAUCUUUCUAUAUAUGAGGACGACUAAAACAAGUGCGAUCAUAACACCAGUUUCUCAGCCAGUGGCUCUACCACUGUACCACGUUUUUACUUUUGAUCAACAGCUCUGUUUGGCUUUAAAUACUAACUUCAAUUCAGACAGCCCACAGAACACCUCUCUCGCGCGUCCAGAUUUUAAUAUAGUUUAAUAGAUUAUUUUUACUAUGAAUAGUUCUUCUAAUAGUAUAAAAGAGGUUCCUUGUUAAUACAUGAGAACGAAACCUCACAGUCUUGAGCAACACAUGUGUUACACAAGCACAUAAAAUCUCUUUGUUUACUUUCUUUCCUUCUUGGGACAGCAUCUUCUGUUUCUUUUCUAUCCAGUUAUAACUCUCACAAGAAACACAAAAAUGAAGGUGACAUUCAAAGUGUGUUUCUGUUGUGCAAGAAGCUUCAAAGUUAAAUCAAGUGAGCCACCUCAAGAAAUCAAAACACUUUUCGACAAUUACUCCGAAAACGGCAGGAUGUCUGAAGAUGAAAUGCUCAGGUUCGUGAUCCAAGUGCAAGGAGAAACACACGCUGAUUCAAACUACGUGAAGGAUAUAUUCAACAUGCUCAAACAUCACGGCGUUUUCCACCCUCGUGGGCUUCAUCUUGAAGAAUUCUACCGUUACCUCCUCAGCGAUUUCAACUCUCCAUUACCUCUUUCCGGCGAGGUUUGGCAAGAUAUGACUCAGCCUUUAUCGCAUUACUUCUUGUACACGGGACAUAACUCUUACUUGACUGGGAAUCAACUCAACAGUAGAAGCAGCACCGAGCCGAUUGUGAAGGCUCUGAGAAGAGGAGUUCGUGUCAUCGAGCUUGAUUUAUGGCGUAACUCUUCAGGUACCGAAGCUGAAGUUCGUCAUGGCGGGACGUUAACAAGUACCGAAGAUCUUCAGAAAUGUCUUAACGCGGUAAAGGAGAACGCAUUUGAGGUGUCUGAGUAUCCUGUUGUACUUACUUUAGAAGACCAUUUGAAUCCAGAUCUUCAGAAGAAAGUCGCUAAGAUGGUGAGUAAGACUUUUGGAGGAACAUUAUUCCGAUGCAGGGACGAACAUAAAAAGUGUUUUCCUUCACCAGAAGCACUCAAGAAUAAGAUAUUGAUGUCAACAAAGCCACCAAAAGAGUAUCUCCAGACCCAUAUCUCUCAAGGAGCAACAACAGCUGAAUCUAUAAAUACAGAAGAACUGAUUCAAGAUGAAGAUGAGAAGACUGUAGCAGUGGAAUACAGAGACUUGAUCUCGAUUCACGCUGGUAACCGCAAAGGAGGACUGAAGAACUGCUUGAAUGGGGAUCCUAACCGAGUCAUACGGUUAAGCAUGAGCGAGCAGUGGCUAGAAACUCUGGCUAAAACUCGUGGACCUGAUAUAGUAAAGUUCACUCAGAGGAAUAUUCUGAGGAUAUUUCCCAAGGCUACACGUUUUGACUCAUCAAAUUAUGAUCCUCUUGUUGGAUGGAUUCAUGGUGCUCAAAUGGUUGCCUUCAAUAUGCAAAGUCAUGGGAAGUUCUUGUGGAUGAUGCAAGGAAUGUUUAAAGCCAAUGGUGGAUGUGGUUAUGUGAAAAAGCCUGAUGUUUUGCUCUCUAAUGGUUCUGUGGGUAAAUUUUUUGACCCUUACAGUCAAGAUCUCCAGAUCAAGACAACUCUUAAGGUGAAAAUUUACAAUGGAGAAGGAUGGAAUUUAGAUUUUUCUCAAGAUCAUUUUGAUCGAUACUCUCCUCCCGAUUUCUACGCAAGGGUCGGAAUCGCAGGAAUACCUUUAGACACAAUAAGUUACAGAACAGAAACAGAUACAGACGAAUGGUUUCCGGUUUGGAAUGAAGAAUUCGAGUUCCCAUUGCGUGUUCCGGAGUUAGCUCUUCUGUGUAUCACAGUCAAAGACCACGACAAGAAUACUCAGAACGAUUUCGCCGGCCAGACAUGUCUUCCGUUUUCGGAGAUCAGGCCCGGAAUUCGUGCCGUCCGACUCCAUGAUCGUCUCGGAGACGUCUUCAACCACGCGAGACUGCUCGUGCGGUUUGUCUUGGAGCCUCGUGUGUGUCAAAAAAUUAAGUGACGGUAAGCUAGUCGUACGUACUAAGCAAGAGAUGCUAGAAUAAUUGAUUAUGAUGAGCAAAAUUAUUAAAUUUG
Brassica napus (rape) is the source of this 3794-nucleotide messenger RNA. Its product is annotated as phosphoinositide phospholipase C 1-like. The transcript has 7 exons. The record is from RefSeq and is a predicted model, not a curated record. Gene Ontology annotation, biological process: lipid metabolic process; phosphatidylinositol-mediated signaling. Gene Ontology annotation, molecular function: phosphatidylinositol-4,5-bisphosphate phospholipase C activity. NCBI's taxonomy places the organism in Eukaryota, Viridiplantae, Streptophyta, Magnoliopsida, Brassicales, Brassicaceae. Bases 2035 to 3720 code for a protein of 561 amino acids.